Messenger RNA from Emericellopsis atlantica, 4339 nucleotides. RefSeq lists its product as uncharacterized. Gene Ontology annotation, molecular function: catalytic activity; protein binding. The transcript has a single exon. The record is from RefSeq and is a predicted model, not a curated record. NCBI's taxonomy places the organism in Eukaryota, Fungi, Ascomycota, Sordariomycetes, Hypocreales, Bionectriaceae. The coding region runs from base 183 to 3908 and encodes 1241 amino acids. Gene Ontology annotation, biological process: nucleoside metabolic process.
CUUGAGGAGUGUCUUAUGCCUUGUCGUCCGCUCCUUCGGGUGUGAGGCGCAGGCGCUAACCCCACUCGCGACUGCCUCCUCCUCGAGUCCGCGACCAACAAUUCAUCGAUUUGGACUCAGUUUGCUCCCCACCUCGUGGAGUCUCUCAAUUCCAACUCAGCUCCAUCACUGCAAGGUCAACGAUGGAUUCAAUCAUUGUAAUAUCGUCCGAUGACGAGGCAUCUGAUGAGGUUACGGUGCCCAAGUUCACGGCUACCCUUUACCCAACGAGGCGCGAUUCGGACGUCCAGUCUCCUUCACCGACCCCCAAGCGGCGCAAGGUUCGCGACGAAUGCUCCAAUGACGAGUCCGAACCCUCAAUAAAACGACGCCACGCGUUGAAGCACGAAGAUUACACUGUUGCGUGGAUAUGUGCGCUGGCCAUCGAAAUGGCAGCAGCGCGCGCCGUGCUCGACGAAAUCCACGACACGCUUCCCAAGGACAGGAACGAUAGCAACAGCUAUGUUUUGGGCGGUAUAAGGCAACACAACGUCGUUAUUGCUUGUCUCCCAAUUGGUCAGGACGGACUCGUCAAGGCAGCAGACGUCGCAGCAAAUUUACACCGAACUUUCAAGUGCAUCGAUAUUGCUCUUAUGGUUGGCAUAGGUGGAGGAGCCCCAAAGAUAGCUGAUCUGCGUCUGGGAGAUGUCGUUGUUGGCACAAGGAUCAUGCAGAGCGAUUUAGGAAAAUACGUCCACGACGAAUUUCAACGAAAGGCGUAUCCCAGGCCGCUGCCGUCCAAGCUUGGUACGCUCGUCACAAGCUUGCGGUCCAAGCUCGAGCUUGACGUUAGCCGUUUGCCUACCAUUAUGAUCGAUAAGUUUGGCAAAUACCGAGAUUUUUGUCGUCCGAACUUGGAAGACCGUCUUUUCCGGGAGACAUACAGACACAGCUCUGGCACAUCUACCUGCGAUAAGUGCGACUUCUCGCAGCAGGUCCCACGCAGCAAGCGAAUAUCCAAGGACCCGAAGGUGCACUAUGGAGCAAUAGCAUCGGCCAGUCACUUGAUGAAGGACGCAACCAAGCGAGACGCAAUCGGAAAGGAGUUGCAGGUCAUGUGUUUUGAAAUGGAGGCAGCCGGGAUUGUGGACACCCUCCCUUGUCUCGUGAUCCGAGGCAUCUCCGAUUACUCCGACUCCCACAAGAAUGACGAUUGGCAGAAAUAUGCGGCCGCCACUGCGGCUUCCUAUGCUCGAGAGUUGCUGGAAGAGUACCGCUGCCGCAUGCCUGUGGCGAGUAGGCGUGAGCGUGACGUCCCCACAGGAGACACCCAAGCAUCGAUAAAGAAGCGCUUCCUCGAACAGCUGGCAUUCGAUGAUAUGAAGGUCCGUGAGAAAACGAUUGAGGAAGCGCAAGCUGAUACGUGCCGGUGGAUAACGGAGCACGAGAGCUACAAAGCAUGGCUCGAUGUGACGCAGCUUCCAAAACAUCGCGGGUUUUUGUGGAUUCGCGGCAAACCGGGUGCUGGCAAGUCGACUAUCAUGAAAUUUGCCUUUUCGAAUUUCAAGCCUCCGGAUGGGAAACGCGGCAUCUCCCUCUCAUUUUUUUUCAAUGCGCGAGGCACAUACCUUCAAAAGUCCGUGGUAGGCAUGUACCGCUCCUUGCUUUACCGUCUUCUUCAAAAGAGCAUGGGUCUGCCCAUGAACCUGGAACAGCUGCACGACAUUGGUCCCCGGCAGACAGAACGUCUUGCGCUGGUAACUCUAAAGGAUAUCUUUCGCACUGCCGUACUUUCGCUCGGCAAACGCUCGCUCACCUGCUUUAUCGAUGCCUUGGACGAAAGCGACGAACAGCAGAUUAUCGAAAUGGUCCAGUAUUUUGAGGAUCUUGCCGAUAGCAGCUUCCAAAAAGGGAUCAACUUCCGAGUGUGCUUCUCCAGUAGGCAUUAUCCCUACAUAGAAAUUCGUAGAGGAGAGCGAGUUAUCUUGGAGGAUCUUCUCCAGCAUAAGCUGGACUUGACAAGAUACGUCAACAAUCGACUUCGAAUCAACGACCCGAGCCUUAAAGAGACAAUGCAACUAAAGAUACUCGAAAAAGCUGGUGGGGUCUUCCUGUGGGUCAAACUCGUCGUGGAUAUUCUCAAUAGAGAGAAUAGCCGCGGCGGGAUGGCUCUUCAGAGACGAUUGGCAGAGAUCCCGGAUGAUCUAAGUAAACUUUUCGGGGACAUCUUGAAAAGAGACCAAAGUGACAGGUCAGAUGGGGAGAAUCUCGAGCUCCUCCUUUGCUUGCUAUGGAUCCUUUUUGCGAAACAACCACUAUCCCCUCAAGAAUUUGACCACGCUCUUUGGUCUGGCCUUUAUCAGGAACAAUUUAUCGACGAAGAUUUACCAGACACGCCCGCCCGAUACCGAAAUGGCAGCAUAGAGAGGCUCAUAAUCAGUUCCUCCAAAGGCCUCGCUGAACUCACAAGAAGUGAAACACCUACUGUCCAAUUCAUGCACGAGUCGGUCCGUGACUUUCUUCUCAAGGAUAAAGGUCUAUCCUUGUUGUGGCCAGACCUUGGAUAUGACUCGUCCGAUCGUGACAGCCUGUGCCAGGAAAGACUCAGAAGCUGCUGCCAUGCAUAUCUGCAGCACCAUCGAGUACAGGCAAUCAUCAACGAGGCAAGCACAGAAGGCGACAGACCAAACGCCAUGGAAGAGGAAUUUCCAUUCCUAGAAUAUGUCAGUCAGCAGGCCCUUCACCAUGCCAACGCUGCGGCGCUAGUGGUUCCCCAGGAUACCUUCGUUUCCCAGUUUUUCGAUUUACAAGGGGUGAAGGCAAUGAAUCUGUUCCAAAGAUACAAAGCAAGGCAGUAUAAUCUGCACACACCUGCUCUUUAUGUCUUGGCGGACCAAGGCUUAGACCAACUUGUUCGUUCGCGAAUGAAAACAGAGACACCAAAGGAGGUUCCCGGGGAGCGAUUCCGACACCCUUUCUUCGCCGCCCUGGUUAAUGGCCAUAAGGAUACGGUAGCUGCCCUUCUAGGCUUGCCUUCGGCCGAUUUCGAGGGCCGCGAUAUCACCAGAGGGCUGAAAUGCAGAAAGGACUCGAAGGAAUUCAAAGGUCGCACACCCUUGUCAUGGGCUGCCCAAACUGGGAGGUGCGAAAUUGUGAAGGCCUUACUACAGAAUGGAGCAAGCCCUAACGAAACCGACGGGGAGGGAUGUUCUCCGUUCUUCAGGGCUUUUUAUCACGACCAUGAAAGCAUUCUGCGGCUUCUCAUCGACAACGGAGCGGAAUUGGAGUCAUAUGGCACAGAGGCACUAAAUUUUGCAUCGUACAAGGGACACGAAGACUUCGCGCGGUUUCUCAUCAAAAAGGGAGCGGCUCUCGAAGUUCCUGAGGGCCGUCUCCCAAGGAAGCCGUUCUAUGACCCUCCUUGGCGCCAUGACCUAACAGCACCGCUUCAUAUAGCAUCCCAUUAUGGGCACGACGCCAUAGCCCGGCUUCUUAUUGACGAGGGCGGCGGGUCCGUUGAUGUUAGGAACAUAGAGCGACAGACACCGCUAAUGUUUGCUGCUGCAGCGGGUCAUGAAGCCUCGGUGUGGCUUCUUGUUGAUCGCGGAGCAGAUGUGCACGCUCGGGACAAUCCGGGACGGACGACAUUGAUGUAUGCCUCCAAGGCUGGGCGAGAAGCCGUGGUACGGUAUCUCAUCGAUAAGGGGGCAGAUGUCAACGCCCGGGAUAGUAAUGGAUCAACGGCACUCAUAAAGGCCUCAGGGAUAGGGUGUGGUGACGAAGCUACAGCGCGGCUUCUGCUCGAGAGUGGAGCGGAUGUCAACCUGAAGGACAAGUUCGGAUCGACGGCGCUAUCCAAUGCCUCAAAGUUCAGGCACGGAGCUGUGUGGUGGCUACUUGUGACGAAAGGAGCGAGCAAUAGCGCCUAAGACACAAGUGUCAACGUGAGGGGCUAGCAAACGCUGCACUAGCACCUUGAAGAAUGCACUUGCACUCAGCUUAACAUGCUGAAUUGGGACAUUGAGAAAAAGGUACAGCACAAUGCCUGUCAUCUGUCGAACGCGGCACUGGGCUCGCUGGCUCACUUUACGUGCUUGCUACCAAGCAUACAUGUAGGCAGACGCUUGUUGCUGAUUUGGAGAAAAGCUGGGUUUCGGUUGAGAAGUUCUGCAUCUGAGCUCCACAAGCCAUCUUCUGACCGCGGAGGUGAUCACAGCUCCUGUGAACUUGCAGGCCCCUGGAGAGUGGAAUGAUGGGAGUUGAGGGAUAGGCUGUGUCUAUUCUGUCUUUUAACGUGAUAUUUGUGGUAUUUGUACUAUCUUGAAGAUUUACAACACACUGAGAUGCUACUGCAGACCAG